Oryzias melastigma (Indian medaka) is the source of this 4132-nucleotide messenger RNA. Its product is annotated as sorting nexin-1. The record is from RefSeq and is a predicted model, not a curated record. Bases 189 to 2480 code for a protein of 763 amino acids. Gene Ontology annotation, molecular function: phosphatidylinositol binding. Gene Ontology annotation, biological process: intracellular protein transport; early endosome to Golgi transport. NCBI's taxonomy places the organism in Eukaryota, Metazoa, Chordata, Actinopteri, Beloniformes, Adrianichthyidae. The transcript is spliced from 15 exons. Gene Ontology annotation, cellular component: endosome membrane; endosome.
AGGAGGACCAGGAAGUAAAAGGGCAGCAGCAGCAGCUCCCGAGCGGCGUCCGUCCUCCUCCGCUGGUCCGUUUGCUUUGGUUGAGGGGAACUGUUGGCAGCUAACCGAGGACGACACGUCUAUUAGCCGAGGAGACCUCCCCUUGGUUUUUUCCCCUUUCUUUAAGAAAAAGAAAGAAAGAAGUGAAGAUGGCGUCCAGUACGGAGCGGAGUCCUCCUCCUUUUCCCGACACCGAGGACCAAGAUGUGCUGGAUUCUGAAGAAGUUGGUGGUCGAGACAGCGACGACGACGACGGAGAGGAGCUGUUUAUGAGCGCGAGCAAUACUCCAUUGACCAAACAGGACACCCCAGCAUCCCCCGACAGUCAGGCCAGUGACCUCAUGGAUGACCUCUCCGCCGAGCCUCCGAGCAGCCAAACAGAGAAGAGCGCAGCCAGCUCGUCCCCCGAAGAAUUCGUGGACCUGACAAACAACCUAGAAAGUGCAGAAAGUAAAGUUGAAGCUGAAAUUUCUUCACCUGAACCCUCGGAUGAUUUUUUUGACAUAUUGGGAAGUGAAACGCAGAAAGUGGAAGUCGAGGCUUCUGUCAAAGCCGAUUCAGGUGAGGUGUCCAGUGGCGUUACGGAUCUACCAGGUGGAAAAACAGGUUCUGAGCAGGGAACCUCUUCUGCCGCUCCGAUUAUCAACCUCAACGCAGAUUUUUCGGACAACAAUCAACAGCCGUCACGCGUCGAGAAUAAAACGAACGACCCUUUAGCUCAGGUUCUAAGUGACACCCCAGCCGCCGACCCCAAGAAACCCAGCAGUGCUGUUCUGGACCUGUUUGAAGACGACGGCAGCGACAUUUUCACAGGAACACCGCAGACCAAACCUGCCAGUCAGCCUCAAAAGGGGCUCUUCGGUGAACCCGACGAGGAUCUGUUCGGCGAGCCGCUGGGAGCCAUGUCCAAGAAGACCACCGAGAACGAAGUGAAGUCCAGCACGACCAAAGCUGCCGGUCCAGCGUCCUCUACUGGGGGGGCUCAGCAGGAUCGCAAAUCCACCGAACCUGCAGAUAUCUUCACAGAGGAAGCCGUCACCACAGUGCCAAGAACCAGCAACACCAGCACUGUCAACUCCAAGGCCAAUGGAGUACACUCUGAGGAGGACUUAUUUACUGAGGCCACAGUGGAGCUUUCUCUAGACAGUCCACGGAGCGGUAGGAAGAAAGAAGAAACAUCCAAACCGUCUGCUUCCUCCUCUUCCUCCUCUCUGUCAGCACCUGCCAAACAGGCCAAGCAGCCGCCUGCUGCCCUGGAGGAGUUGGAAGACGAGGAAGAGGCGGAGAAGGAGGACCAGUUUGACGUUUUCAUUUCUGUCAAAGACCCUGAAAAAGUCGGGGACGGCAUGAACGCUUACAUGGCCUACAAAGUAUCCACAGAGACCUCACUGCCCAUGUUCCGUAACAAGCUGAUGACAGUCCGACGACGCUUCAGCGACUUCUUAGGCCUCUACGAGAAACUCUCUGAAAAACAUGGACCAAAUGGACUAAUCGUCCCUCCACCCCCAGAGAAAAGCAUUCUGGGAAUGACAAAGGUGAAGGUGGGAAAGGAAGAUUCCUCCUCCGCGGACUUUCUGGAGAGAAGACGAGGUGCUUUGGAAAGGUAUCUUCAGAGGGUGGUGAAUCACCCCAUGCUCCUCCAGGAUCCCGAUGUUCGUGAAUUCCUGGAGAAAGAGGAAUUGCCCCGAGCGGUCAGCACACAGGCUCUGAGCGGCGCCGGCUUCCUCAAAAUGAUCAACAAAGCGACGGACGCCGUCAAUAAAAUGACCAUCAAGAUGAACGAGUCGGACGCGUGGUUUGAGGAGAAGCUCCAGGAGGUGGAGUCUGCAGACCAACACUUCAGGAAGCUUCACGCUCUGGUCGAAUCACUUGUAGUUCACAGAAAAGAGUUGUCCUUGAACACGGCAAACUUUGCCAAAAGUGCGGCCAUGCUGGGCAGCGCCGAGGACAACACCGCCCUGUCCCGAGCUCUGUCCCAGCUGGCCGAGGUGGAGGACAAGAUCGAGCAGUUGCACCAGGACCAAGCUGCGAACGACACCUUCAGCUUCGCAGAGCUGAUCGCAGAUUACAUCCGCCUGCUGGGAGCCGUCAGGGGGUCGUUUGAUCACCGGAUAAAGGCCUGGCAGCGCUGGCAGGAUGGCCAGGCCAUGCUGCAGAAGAAGAGGGAGACUGAGGCCAAACUGCUGUGGGCCAACAAACCAGACAAGCUGCAGCAGGCCAAAGACGAGAUCGUGGAGUGGGAAGCCAAGGUGACUCAGUUUGAGCGAGACUUCGAGAGAGUGUCUGCAACUGUACGCAAGGAAGUCAUCCGCUUUGAGAAACAAAGGACCAAUAAUUUUAGAAGGCAGAUAACAAAGUACUUGGAGUCGUUGCUUCAGUCUCAGCAGCAGCUGAUAAAGUACUGGGAGGCUUUCUUACCCGAAGCAAAAGCCAUCGCUUAAAGCUGGAGCUUCAGCCCUCUGGACGACAAACAGGCUGCCUUCUUCUACACUUUACCUCUACUGCCUUCAAACCAAGGGAAACAUGUUGAAAAGGGAGAUACAAUCAACCUAUUAUUUUUUUCUUAAAUCACAUUUAACUCUUUUCUAGUCUAUUAGUAAUUCUAUAUUUUCACUUAACCUGUCAAGACUAUUUUCUUAUGAGAGCAAGAGUUUGGAUCUAUAUAGCGAAGAUGAAAAUAGAGGAAGGCGUAGAUUCCAUACAUUUCCAGACCAGAGAAGGUAAAAACGAUCAGGAGCUUCACAGCAAAUGGGACUUAAAGGGAAGCAUUUAGACUGUAAGAUAAACACGUUUGAGCCUUUCUGCCACCCAUCCCUCCUUUCAACGUGGAGAAUUAAUAGUAGAAGGCGUUGAGAGGCAUCAGUAGUGAUGCGGCAGGUUGGAAUUUCUUUCUUUUUUGUGAGGUUUUGCACGCAAACCUUUCUUUAUGUGCCUUUUUUAUGCCAAAAAAAAGGUGUUUUGCCUCCAAACAGCAGCCUGAGUGAGAAUUAGUGUUUUAAUCCAGCGAGGACAUCUUGAUGAUUUCAGCUCCAUCCCUCCACACAGGCUGGGCUGUUUCAUUGUGCGUCAUUGUUGAGUGGUAAUCAUCAGUUUACCAAGCAGCUCUGAUGGGAGGGAGUCUGCUUGGAUUAGUCGACUAAAGCCGCUGGUUCUGUAGCGAAAGCUGCCUAAAGGGGCGGAGCCUGCGUUUUCAGGUUUGGUUUACACAAAUCCUCUGGAACCCUUCUCAUAUUCUACAUUUUUCACUUUCAGGCGUCUUAAUGCUUUACAGUUAAGAAAAUGUAAAAAAAAAAUCUUUACACUUUAGAAAGAAUGUCAGGCACUUAUUUCUUUAUUUUUUUUCUUCUUUUUGUAAGUGAUUUCUUUUGCUUUUCCGUUGAGUUUAGGUGAAAUGUUGGUAAUUUUGUGGGAGAGUUAAAGUCACAGAUGAAAAUAAGACAUCCACUUCCUCUUUAAAUUCCCCUCUGGAUGCCACAUUUAUGUAACAUGAAUGCAUUCAAGGCCUUUUUGAUGGUAAAAAUGAUCUUAAAAUCAAAUAAAUCAAUUCAGUCUAAAUGAAAUAUCUCCACUGAUGAUUGACAGAUGUAUGUUACGGCUUUACUUUGUAAAACUGAGGCAAAAACUAGAAUACUUUCACUUGGAAACCCUUCUAUCACAGAGACAGUAGCACGCUGCACAAACACUAGAAUAUACCCCAGGAGCCAGUAUGAAUGAAAUUAUGGGAUGUGUGCCAAUGAUUUCAUAGUAACUAGUCACUGAUGCCAUAUAGAAAGCUGAAGUUGAGGCAAACGGCGGUAACCGCUGCCGCAUCACCUGCGUUUAGUGUCGCAUUUGCAUUAAUAAACCGAAGCGGUGCAGUGAGUUCCUGUUUUUCUCUGUAAAACUCUGACACCCAGCUUUUACUUUACCUUUUCUUUUAUUUUAUUAUUUUUUUUGGAAGUGAAUUACAGUUAAACUUCCUAACUGAAGCAGCUGUGGUGGCUUCCUGUUCUUUAUGUCAACACUUAAGGUGCAGAACAAUGUCUGUAUCAUACACUGUGUCAAGGAUUACUUUUCCAGCCAAUCAAUUAAAGCUGCACUGUUUACACCAAGA